This is a messenger RNA of Schizophyllum commune H4-8, 1457 nucleotides long. RefSeq lists its product as uncharacterized. The transcript is spliced from 6 exons. Gene Ontology annotation, cellular component: membrane. NCBI's taxonomy places the organism in Eukaryota, Fungi, Basidiomycota, Agaricomycetes, Agaricales, Schizophyllaceae. The record is from RefSeq and is a predicted model, not a curated record. Bases 81 to 1244 code for a protein of 387 amino acids.
AUAAAAGCGAGACUUGCGGAGCUGAACGAUAGGCAACCACAGCCAUCCAACGAUCCCCCGCAGGCCACUCGUCGAACACCAUGUCUUCCACUGCUACCGCCGGCGACAUGUCCCCCAAGGACCUCAUGAACAAGGACGGGAACUAUGUCCUUCAGCAGGAUAACAUGUACGCCGUCCUCCAGUACGUCUGGGCGGGUGUCUUGCUGCCGACAAGCCCGAGCGCCUUUCAAGCGCGUCUCGGGAUCUCGUCGACCACUAUGCAGAAGUUGAACGCGGUUCUCGAAAGCCUGAUCUCUCAGUACAAGACAACCCAGCAACACUGCCAGCCAUUUAAGGACACCACCUACCCUAGCAUCGUCAGCAUCGCCGACGACGUCUACAACUACGCACAGAAUGCUGGCGGUACCUCGACGAGCUCCUACUAUGCGAACAUCUUCGCGGCUGUCCGCGCCCUCGGCAAGACCACCGACCCGGACCAGAUCGCCAGCCUGAAGCAGACGAUCACCGAACUCGUCAACAUUCAGGUCAAAAACAUCGGGGACAUUACGACGAAGGCUCAGGCAGUGGUCGACGACCUGACGGACUUCCAGAACCUGGCCAUGCAGGACUCCACGAACCUGCAGGCCCGCCACACGGCCGUGACCGACGCGCUGAACACCGAGAUCGGCAACCUCGCCCAGCUCAAGCAGAACCUCUCCGACGACCGCACACUGCUAAAGGCUGACCAGGCCGCGUACUUGAAAGACAAGAUCAUCGCGUGCACUACGCUCACCUACGCGUGGAUCCCGUUCGUCGGCAUCAUCGCCGCGAGCGUCGUUGCCGGCAUCUACGGCGCCGCCGCAGCGAAGCUGGCCAGCGACAUCGACAAGACGAAGACGGACAUCACGGACGACGAGGGCAAGAUCACGGAUGAGACGAAGCUGAUCGCCGAUAUCAACAGCAUCGACGCCGACCUGCGCAGCUUCAUCGCGGCGCUCGGUGCGGCCACCGCGGCCGUCCAGGGCAUGAUAGGCUCAUGGGGCGCCAUCUCGGGGGACCUGACCAACCUCCAGAAGAUGGUCGACCAGGACAUCCGCACGGCCGUCGGUGCCGUCGCCAACAUCGAGGACAACAAGCUCAUCGAGAAGUGGAAUGACCUUGCGACGGCGGUCGACAAGUACAGGCAGGCCGCCUACAUUAGCCCAAUCCAGCAGCAAUCCCUGGACGACCUUUCCAAGCAGGUUCACGCGCAGGCCGGCAAUUAAGGCUACGACUCGUCUCAAGACAACGCCCGACCUUGUUUCUAACCAUCCUUUGCAAGGUGACCUGCUCGUAGUUGUUGUAUCGCAUAUGUUAGAACCGCUUGACUGAGCCCCAUUGUACGACAAUGUCUGUUCCGGGAAAGAUGAUUGCAAGCCGAAUUAUGUGUAACAUGUACUUGUCGAAAGCCAAUGAUGGAAUCGCCUACCCGCAUUGUA